This is a messenger RNA of Beauveria bassiana ARSEF 2860, 663 nucleotides long. RefSeq names its product Rieske domain-containing protein. The record is from RefSeq and is a predicted model, not a curated record. The coding region runs from base 1 to 663 and encodes 220 amino acids. NCBI's taxonomy places the organism in Eukaryota, Fungi, Ascomycota, Sordariomycetes, Hypocreales, Cordycipitaceae. Gene Ontology annotation, molecular function: 2 iron, 2 sulfur cluster binding. The transcript is spliced from 2 exons.
AUGGCGGCGGAAGAGAUCCAAGCAAACGACUACGAUAUUUUCCUCCAUCUUCUCUUCUCCUCCCCGCCAUUGCGCAUUCUCCAUACGUAUAUAUCACGAACCAUGAAUUACCUUUGGCCCCCGACCAGGCCACAAGCUCAAUGGGUUUUUGUGGGACCUCUGGCGCAAUUCCCCGACGUCGGCGCUGAUGAGGGCAAUCUAAUCCAGCCACGGGCUUGCAACGCCAAGAGGCUGCCCGGCUGCCGCAUCUUGGUUGUCCCCAAGACGGAUCCUUCGCACGCAGCCGAGAUUGCCAUUCCGUCCGGCGCGGCAACAUCUCCGAGCGAAGGCCAAGACUUAAAGGACCAGGUUGUGGUGUUUCGGUAUCGCAACAAGGUGCACGCCGUCGACCAUCAAUGCCCGCACAAUGCAUAUCCCUUGUCCAAUGGGACGCCCUUUGACAUUGAGGACUUUGGCAUCGUCCUCAGCACAGGUCUGACCUGCCCAAAGCAUGGCUGGUCCUUUGAUAUAUUUACUGGACAGUCGGACCGUGGCCUUUACAAGCUUCCCGUCUGGGAAGUCCAGCUCCGGGAUGUAGAUGGUAAUCCGUGGUCAGGCAGUCUAGCGAAUAGCCCCCCCGACGGCCAAACCGUGUGGGUGCGGAGACGACAGAGAAUCGGCUAA